Messenger RNA from Entamoeba nuttalli P19, 705 nucleotides. RefSeq names its product MTA/SAH nucleosidase. Lineage: Eukaryota; Evosea; Mastigamoebida; Endamoebidae. The transcript has a single exon. Gene Ontology annotation, biological process: nucleoside catabolic process. The record is from RefSeq and is a predicted model, not a curated record. Gene Ontology annotation, molecular function: adenosylhomocysteine nucleosidase activity; methylthioadenosine nucleosidase activity. Gene Ontology annotation, cellular component: cytosol. Bases 1 to 705 code for a protein of 234 amino acids.
AUGAUCAUUGGAAUUUUAGCUCCUAUGAAAGAAGAAUUACAAGCCAUCUGUGAUAAAUACCCACAAUCAACUAUGUUAGAAAAGUGUGGAAUUCAUUACCAUUAUAUAAAAAUUAAGUAUAAUGAAAUAAUUAUUAUGCAAUGUGGAGUUGGUAAGGUUAAUGCAGCAUUAUCAGUUUCUACUAUAAAGCACCUGUUUAAUGUUGACAUUAUUAUUAAUUUAGGGAGUGCAGGUGGAAUGAAAUUAGGACAAAAACCACUUGAUAUUGUUAUUGGUACAGAGUUAGUUUAUACUGACGUUGAUAUCACUCCACUGGGAUUUGCUUACGGUGAGCUCUUAGGUGAGCCAAAGAGUUGGUUUAGUGAUAAAGAACUUGUUUCUCUUGCAACUAAGUGUUCAUCAUCAGACUUACCAACAAUUCACUAUGGAACUAUAGGAACAAGCGAUGCUUUUGUUUCAGCUCCAAUGGUACAAUCGAUUCAAAACAAAUUUGAUAAUAGAAUUGUUUGUGCUGAAAUGGAAGGAUGUGCUGUUGCUCAUUCAUGUACAAAAUUAGGAAUUCGUUUUAUAGUAAUUCGUUCAUUAUCAGAUGUCCCUUCAGAAGAUGGUAAGAGUCAUGAAAAGAUGAUGGAUUAUUUAUCAAGAGCAUCACAUAAUGCAUCUAUAUUAGUUUCAAGAAUGAUUGAACAAUUAAUAGUAAAUUAA